This is a messenger RNA of Coregonus clupeaformis (lake whitefish), 3692 nucleotides long. Its product is annotated as coiled-coil domain-containing protein 120-like. The record is from RefSeq and is a predicted model, not a curated record. Lineage: Eukaryota; Metazoa; Chordata; Actinopteri; Salmoniformes; Salmonidae. The transcript is spliced from 11 exons. Bases 282 to 2120 code for a protein of 612 amino acids.
AAUUUAGCAAACAGUAUAGGCUAAAAUGUUGGACGACACGGAGCGCGCCACGGAUUGGAAAUGUAGGCUUGCAAAACGCAGGAUUUAGCAUUAGACCCCUGAAAAGAGUUACAGUGGCUCCCCCCACUGGCGGUUCUUGACUAGUGGAAGACACAUUCUUACUGGUUUAACAAAAAUAGAUUGCUAACCAAACUACUGGAGAACAAACACAUGCUUGAAGUUGCUAGGUGAGGUUUUGAUUGGCUGAGGUUUGAGAAGCAAGACCUCACGAAUCAGACCACAUGGAGGUCAAAGGGCGCCUCAUCACAUCCAUGGGUGUGGGGGCUCCAGAUCAGGACAGCAAGCUGCAAGCUGAGCGCAUCUCCGCACUGCAGGAGAGAAAGCAACUACUGGAGGACCUCCUCAGCAGCCGAGUGGGAGAGCUGAGACAAGUGUGUCUGCUGGAGGCGGAGCUGACCGGGAAGGUCCCACAUGCUUUUCCCCUGGAGACAGGAGAGAGAGCUCCCGUUGUACAGUGCAGGGCUGGCCUGCCACAUAACAACACCAAGGGAGAGGAUGAGACAGGUCAGCGGAGGCAGAUGAAAACACUCUUCAGUGGUGCUCUGUACAGGCACUCAGAGUCAGACAGGAAUGUCCCCAACAGCAAGAGGACCGUUCACCGGGGAUGCCACACAGAGGACACAGUGAUGUCAGAGAGCACUAGCUCCAUGUCAGAUUCAACAUCCCAUGACAAUGAGGAGUCCUCUCCCAGUGUGGCAGCAGACCACCGCUCCAUGUCCCAGCCCCGUCUGACCCUGGGCAGCCCAGACCACCAGGUCUGUAGGAAACUGUCCCCAGUGGAGAUAUACUAUGAAAUGAGGACGCGCCGUAACUCUGUGACCAGCUCCAUCAGCCCUAGUCAUUCUCUACCAAGGAGUACAUCUAAUGUUGAAGGCAGAAGUGUUCCUGCUACCCCCCUCAUCGCCCGAACCGCCCCAAUCAGUGUUCAUGUCAGAUCGGAUGGCUCUGGUGGGAUUGCGCUAAAGCAGUGGUCUGGCAGCCUGGAUGUACCACAUAUGGUGCCCUUGGCCCAGGAAGGCUCCUCCUCGGAGCGCAGAGGCUGCCCUUACAGCUCCUGUGCCCGGCGGAGCAACAGUUCUGAGGCCCUGCUUGACCGCUCCAGUCUCCCCGAGGACCCAGCCCCCAGGAACGGGAUGCCCCCCAAAGGAGGGCCCUACAAAAGCUCUGAGGCCCUCACUGACGGCAAGCUGAGGCACAUCCACCUGGGCAGUCCUGAGAGACACCUGGACGGCUCUAUGGAGCAGGGCAACAUGCGGCUGUCCAUGGGUGGGAGAGGAGAAGCAGGGGGAGGGGGUUACAACGAGCUCCUAAUGGAUUACAUCUGGGGGAAGCAACAGAGGAUUCAAGUGCAACACCAGCUGUACCAAUCAACGGGUAGAAUCUGGCAGGACAUUUCCUCUCCUCGAUCUUCUACUGCUGCAGUGCCUCCUCAAGCCAACGGCUUCUCACACUCCCAGGUGCAUCUUCCCAGUGCUGCCCCUGCCUACAGCCCCAUGGUGAUCCGUGGCUCCCAGGCUGAGCCUCACAGAGUCAAAGUCACGCGGACCAAGUCCUGUGGACCCUUCAUCCCCCUGCAGCAGGACACCAUCCUGCUCUCUGCCUAUGAGUCUCCCCACCCUGCCCCAAGCUCCACUACCUCCUCCAUUCCCAACCUGCACCCCUACCAGACUGAGCUGUCCGGCCCCUCAUUCAAUCACAGGCCUCCCCAGUUCUCUCUCCCCACCCCUGAGGACUCGACGAGGAGUCUGCAUAAAGCCCUGGCGCUGGAGGGUCUCAGAGACUGGUAUCUGAGGAACGCCCUCGGCUACCCUACCACCACGUCAAAGGGGCAUGAUGCAGGGGUCUCCCGCCUCUCACACCCCCACCCUUUGGUGCGUCAGGCUCAGUCUAUACAAGGUGAUCCACUCCAUAGGUCCCAGAUGUCUCAGUCAGCCAGCUUCCAUGGCCACCCAUUGCAUGGAAGGUCAAUGGAGUUCUCACUCUAUCAAGAGCCCAUUCAUCCUCAGAUGCAAGACAUGACUCUGAAGGAGCCCAGUGCUGACCCUGGCACGUUGGUCUAAUGUAGCUGAAUAUUUAUUUAAACACACACGUGCACACACACACACACACACACACACACACACACACACACACACAGAGAUCCGAACAAUGUAAAAGGAGCUGAUAUAAGGUGACCUCACAAGCUAAAAAAAAAACACAUUACAACCCCAGCAGAAAAAGACUGUAAAGCUGUGCUGAAUGCCCUCUGUUGAAAAUUAGCCCAGCAACUUUUGACUCCUAGAUCGCGAAGCGAAGAAUGGAUUUGCACUGGAGCUGUCCCCGGAGUCUCAGAAUAUAUUGUUAUUCUGUAGCUACCGUAUACUGUAUUGUAUUCUAUUGUUGGUCAGACCCAAGCCACAUGUAACAAAUAUCCUCCUUGUUUAACCUAACAAAUCUCCCAAGAUAUAAUUUUUUACAGAAUAUAGUAUAUGUAUUCUAAAUUACUAUUUUGUAUCUUCUGAGAUAUAAAGAAUAGAUAUAGAAGAGGUAAUUUAUUGCUCAUGAGUCUUGUGAUUUACAAAAAUAUGUAAUGAACUCAUAUCAUCUAAAAAGUAUUUAGACCAGUGAAUGUGUAAAUGUACAUGUUUGUAAAGAUGAAUAUAUUACAUCUGUCUUAUCUUUUCAUCUGUCCAUCAAACAUGCAUUGGCUUGCUAUUUCUCAUGUUUGUUAAAUGAAUGGGGACUUACAUUGCAAUAUCGUAGACUGAGGAACAGGAGCUGUGGCUCUGUGUUUAAAACAAAACCCUACCUUUUGUAAAAACAUUAGCGCUUUCUAAUCAUCUGCAAUGCUAACACAAAUCCUUUCAAAGCUUGGUCUUCAAUCAACAAAUGAAAGCAAUUCAUGUUGUUGCCAAAUUGAGUUGUUUCAUGCAAUCAAAUUUUUCUGCAUUUUCUGAGUCCAGCUGCUGAAAGGUCAUAAUAGUAAAGUUCAGAUAAAAACCUGAGGGCUUUUAGAGGUCUAGGACAGUCGUUUAAUUAACUUUCUAGUCAUUUCUAUUCAUUCAGUUGCGUAGCACGUUUUCCUUCAGAGCACUUUAUGAAUGUCAAAAGCCUUAACCCCUUAAAAGCAAGUAAAACAGUGGGAUGAGACAUUUUCCCCAAGAGAGAACACUUGAAAACCAGAAAAUGGUUGACAGGGUAUCAAGUGUUACCAGGGUGAAGUUCAUGUUCAAGUCUACGUCAAAUGGUGAAUGUUUGUGGCCCAACAAUAAACCACAUAUUUGGAUCUGUAUGUAUCAUGAUAAUAAGCAAGACUUGACAAUAAAUUCCUUUUAAAGGGGUCUAACUAGAACAGGGCUAGGGAUGGGACUGCUGAAUGAUGGCGUGAGCAGGCCUUAUGUCAGAACUCAUAAGUGUGUGCUAGUAUGAGAUUCCAUUUCCAUUGUAUCAUGUUGUCAUACGCUACUCCUAGUGGUGGCACAAUGUUAUCAAAAUGGUACAAAUUAUUUUAUUCAUGAAUGCCCAAAUGCCACCACAAUUCAAGAACGACACUUUUAUAAGCUUCCCAUGAUACACUACGUGACCAAAACUAUGUGGACACCUGCUCGUCGAGCAUCUCAUUCCAAAAUCAUGGGCAUUACUAUGGAGUUGGU